CUCUACAUGGCAGAGCCAUACAAAGCAGUGCGUUUACAGUGAAGCGCACACACAGCCAACAUAGUGAAACAGCACACAGUUAACCUUUUGAUCCCCCCACAUGUUAACCCCUUCCUGUCCAGUGCCAUUAUGUUUUUUUUUUUAAGCACUGAUCAUUGUCUUGGUGUCACUGGGGAUGUCAGUGACACCAAGUCAGUUCCCCCCAGUGUCAGAAUGUCCGCCGCAGUCCCGCUGUAAGUCGCUGAUUACCGCCAUUACUAGUAAAAAAAAAAAAAAAAUCCAGUAUCCAUACCGC
Messenger RNA from Staurois parvus, 295 nucleotides. The record is from the annotation of a GenBank genome assembly. NCBI's taxonomy places the organism in Eukaryota, Metazoa, Chordata, Amphibia, Anura, Ranidae.